ACUCUUGCACACAUUUCUUGGCCAUAGAUGAUGUAUGUAGUGCCUUGUAACAUGAUGUAGUUUUUCCUUUGUUCUAUGUGCGACGCAACCACUAUAAUAACGUUAAAACAUGCCAGAUAAGCAAUAACUGUUUAUUUAAAGGAAAAAUACGGGAGGAUAAUGUACCAUUUGUGGUGAUGGUGAAUAGUUGCCUGGAGUCAUCCAUCCAACUGUCGAUUUUUUUUGUCAAACGUACUCCGCGUUGCCUUGACUUUGAACGACGUUCUUUCUUUGCCUCUGGAUAUUAUCUCGACCGACCAUGGUGAAAUUAGGGCUUUACUUGAAGGUUAAUCUCGAGAACGUUACUGAUCUCAAGCCAGUUCAUGAGUAUGAGUGGCACUUUAAGAUUCAGUGUGGAAGUUGCCGUGAAACAGACGAAAACUGGAUCUCAUUCAACCCCCAUGAUACCGUGGAUAUGCCUGGAUCCAGAGGAUCUGCUAAUUUGGUGAUGCGUUGCAAAUUUUGCAAGCGCGAGUCUAGUGCCCAGUUCGAAUGCGGCAUUCAAGCAUAUAGCGCGGAAAAGAAUAACGCAUUUCAAAAGAUUGCCUCGUUCGAUUGUCGAGGAUUAGAACUCGUCGACUUUUCACCAAGAGAUCCCUGGGUUGCUGAAGGUACUGAAUCUGGCACCAAGUUUGAAGAUAUCGAUUUGAGCGAAGGUGAAUGGGCCGAGUAUGAUGAAAAGUCAGGAGAACCUGUUGGCAUUGCCGAAAUCGAAGUCCAAUUCAAGAAGGAAAAAUAAUAAUACAGAAAUCAG
Messenger RNA from Zychaea mexicana, 793 nucleotides. RefSeq lists its product as uncharacterized. Gene Ontology annotation, molecular function: zinc ion binding. The coding region runs from base 299 to 778 and encodes 159 amino acids. Lineage: Eukaryota; Fungi; Mucoromycota; Mucoromycetes; Mucorales; Lichtheimiaceae. The transcript is spliced from 8 exons. The record is from RefSeq and is a predicted model, not a curated record.